Molecule: messenger RNA, 9023 nt
Organism: Lates calcarifer (barramundi perch)
Lineage: Eukaryota; Metazoa; Chordata; Actinopteri; Centropomidae
Gene: lrrc7
Product: leucine rich repeat containing 7
Exons: 34
Coding region: 819-5756 (1645 amino acids)
Biological process (GO): neurotransmitter receptor transport, endosome to postsynaptic membrane; neurotransmitter receptor transport postsynaptic membrane to endosome
Cellular component (GO): postsynaptic membrane; adherens junction; postsynaptic density
Molecular function (GO): protein binding
Source: RefSeq, a predicted model, not a curated record
CAGUCUGUUGCUAAGCAACUGUAAAAUAAAGCAGCAGGCUCUGAAGUCAGAAAGAGAGAGAGAGAGCGACCGAGAGGAGAGAAAGAGAGUUCACAAGUACUGCAAUCCACUACUGUUUGUUUGGCUCCGUACAUGAUCCCACCACAGCUCUCGGUACCCAUCUGUGGAUCUGCGAGGACUUGUGACUUCUGGUUCUCCGUCGGCCUGGCCAAUCAGCGUCGGCAGGGGGACGGGCCCAGUGGUUCCCUUGGUUACCUGUGUGAUUGACGUCCAGCCUCCUGCAGCGGAGCGCGCGGCAGUGUAUCACUGAUGCUCCUGCUUCGCCCCCGGAGACUGUGGAGAAAUCUGGAAGAGGAGAGACGGAGAGAAAACACAAGAGCAAGAGGAAUGCUAAUUAUUUAAAGUCCUUUCACUCUCUUCCUCCUGCUCUCUUUGCUGGGAAGAUGAAAGCCGGAGCGCUGGAAGAAGCCGGCUGAAGGGAGAAGAAAGGAAGGAUUCCUGAAGAAGGGGGGGAUUUGUUGGUAACCUAUAUGAAGACAACAGAAAAAGUUUCAACAAGACGACUGCUACUGACUGCUUAACGAACGACAAACGCAUAGGAACAUGUUCAGCAGAGCGUGGUACCCAUAAGGCCUUGCAGGGGCCCAGUGGGCAAGGGUUACAAGGAGGCAGAGAUGAACCUGACCAACCACAGGCCGUCCCCCGGGGAUAUAAGCUCCACCCACCACUGAUCUCCAGGGUGACUGACAGCUGGACCAUCGCCUCAUACACCGGCAUCUGAACCCUCAUUGGCCCACAGUACAGUGCAGUGUCUGGAAAUGACCACUAAGCGGAAGCUGAUUGGCCGGCUGGUGCCGUGCCGUUGUUUCCGUGGUGAGGAGGAAGUGAUCUCAGUGUUGGACUACUCCCACUGCAGCCUGCAGCAGGUCCCCAAAGAAAUCUUCAGCUUCGAGAGAACUCUGGAAGAGCUCUACCUAGACGCCAACCAGAUUGAGGAACUACCCAAGCAACUCUUCAACUGCCAGGCCUUGAAGAAGCUGAGCAUGCCCGAUAACGACCUGUCCAACCUGCCCACCACCAUCGCCAGCCUGGUUAACCUCAAAGAGCUGGACAUCAGUAAAAAUGGUAUCCAGGAGUUUCCAGACAAUAUAAAAUGCUGUAAAGGUCUGUCUGUGGUGGAGGCCAGUGUCAACCCUAUCACCAAACUCCCAGAUGGUUUUACGCAGCUCCUGAAUCUGACCCAGCUCUUUUUAAACGAUGCCUUCCUGGAGUAUCUGCCGGCUAACUUUGGCAGACUCUCCAAACUACGGAUCCUUGAGCUGAGAGAGAACCACCUGAAAACCAUGCCAAAGUCCAUCCACAGACUGACACAGUUGGAGAGGUUGGAUCUGGGUAGUAAUGAAUUCUCUGAACUGCCAGAGGUGUUGGAACAAAUCCACAACUUAAAGGAGCUGUGGCUGGAUAACAACUCUCUACAGUCCAUACCAGGGUCGAUAGGGAAGCUUCGUCAGUUGCGAUACUUGGACUUAGCCAAGAAUCGUAUCGAGACGUUGGACACGGACAUUUCAGGCUGCGAGGCCUUAGAAGACCUGCUGCUUUCCUCCAACAUGCUGCAGCACCUCCCUGACUCUAUAGGAAUGUUGAAGAAGCUGACGACACUGAAGGUAGAUGACAACCAGCUGACCUCACUGCCUAACACCAUUGGGAGUGCGAAGCCCAAGCAAGGUCUGUCUCUGUUGGAGGAGUUGGACUGUAGUUGUAAUGAGUUGGAGUCGUUGCCUCCCACCAUCGGCUACCUGCACAGCCUGAGGACCUUUGCUGCUGAUGAGAACUUCCUCUCAGAGCUGCCCCGAGAGAUUGGUAACUGUAAGAACGUCACGGUAAUGUCGCUGCGGUCCAACAAAUUGGAGUUUCUCCCUGAUGAGAUUGGACAGAUGACCAAACUACGAGUCCUUAACCUCAGUGACAACAGGUUAAAGAAUCUACCGUUUACCUUUACUAAGCUGAAGGACCUGGCAGCUCUGUGGCUUUCUGACAAUCAGUCCAAGGCUCUGAUCCCUCUGCAGACAGAAGCCCACCCAGAAACCAAACAGAAGGUUUUGACCAACUACAUGUUUCCUCAGCAACCACGACAUGAUGAGGAUUACCAGUCAGACAGCGACAGCUUUAAUCCUACUCUGUGGGAGGAGCAGAGACAGCAGAGGAUGACUGUGGCCUUUGACUUUGAAGACAAGAAAGAAGAGGAGGACAACUCUGGGAAGGUCAAGGUGGAGAUAAACCUAAAGCGCUACCCAACACCCUACCCCGAGGACCUUAAGAACAUGGUCAAGUCAGUGCAAAGCCUUGUGGGCAAAAGUGUACACGCCGGACAUGGGCACCAGCACCAGCUGAGCACAGGCACUGCCACCUCGGCAGGAACCAACAUGGAACACACACACCUCAGCAAAGAGCCGUAUGAACCACCAUGGCCCCUACCACCUAAAGAGGUGACAGACAGAGAGAUGCAGGACUUCUCUCAGUCUCAGCUAAUGGAUCAGGGAUCAAUGCAUAACUCUGGCAUCGACAUUCCCAAGAGGAAAGACAAAGAGGAUCUGACAGAGAGCUCAGAGGACUCGAUGGGCGGCUCCCCCAACGACAUCCGUAUCUCUGACAUGAGGCCCACCCUGGUGGAGCCACCGAUGUACAAACCAAAAGUGGUGCUGCUGGGCAAAGACAAGAAAGAAUCUACAGAUGAGGAGAUGGAUAAGCUCCACUGUCUGAACCACAGCGGCUCCUCAGCCACCUACUCCGACUACUCUCCCUCCCAGGGCUCCUCGGGCUCCUCCAACCCGCCUGCCAACACACACUCGCACACACUCUCUCAUGCGCACCCACACAAUCCUGCCCUGCCAGCCCCCAGCAAGGACCAGGCCCCUCAGACACACUGGACCAACAGACUGGCUCAGUCGUUCCCUAAGCCCAUUGACUCCAAGCCCCUGCUAUCUCAGAGAGAAACCCCUCCAUCAGGAACCCUGCAGCAGCGCGGGGAUCGACGCCCACUCAGUGAGCCUUUUGACUGGGCCGAGGCUCCUCACUACGACAAUACAGGUUUCGACGCUGAGGAGUCUCCUCUGGACCCCCCAUCGUCCACCGCAAGUCAGGGAAACCCUCCACUGGGCUCCAAACCUCGCAGCCAGUCAACACACGGACGCCGCCCACUCCUCAGGCAAGAGCGAAUCGUAGGAGUUCCACUAGAGCUGGACACCCAGACGCUCCCCUUCCACGGUAACCAACGCUCCACCCCAGACAAUGACCCACAAUCCUCAGCACCUCCUCAGAAUCCUUGGCAGAAUUGGACCCGAACCCCGAGUCCACUGGAGGACAGAACCGCUUUUCCCUCCAAGCUGGACCUGACACCCACGUCCAGCCCCAACCCCGACCGCAAGGAUAUGGACUCAAGGAUGGAACAAGGAGCGGGGCCUUUGCCUGGCAGCUGGACGUACCACGACAAUCAGGGGGAGCAGAACAGGAAGGAUCAGCUCAGUGUCAGCGGGGGCAACAAGGUGACGGUGGUGAUGAGUAAAAGCUCAGACCGCCUGUCCCCCAUGAUGAAAGAGACAAGAUCCAAAUUUAAGAAGUCACAGAGCAUCGACGAGAUUGACAUUGGAUCCUACAAGGUCUACAGUAUCCCCAUGGACAGCUACAGUUCAUCCAUUGAGCAGCAGACCAGCUUGGACCGUCCAGAGUUGCCUGGUUCCAUGGAGCAGACCAGUAUGGCUCGGUCACAGUCUGCCCCCAUGUUAGACGAUGAGCUGGGCUUCCCGGGACACGGAGCCAGCAACCAGAACCAGCAAGGACAGAACCAAAAACCUGCCAUCCCACAGAAAGCCUAUCACUUUGACCAGAACUACAAUCCCCAGGUGACCAUGGAUCGUCGGGUCCCUCCCCCCUUCCCCAACACGCCAGAUUAUGUUAAUCACGCGUCGAAGGCCUUGGAGUACAUAAAUCAGCCAGGGAAGACAUUACCAAAGGAGCUAGUGAGCCCUCGGUAUCGUGCGUAUCCGCCGCUGGAGAUGUUUUCUUUCCCCCAAUCGCCAAUCAACCAGGACGGUCCGCCCAGCCAGCAGCAGCAGCCAAUCCCAACGCAGCGCUCCAGGCCAGGGUUUCUGAGGAGAGCAGAUUCACUGGUGAGCUCCACAGAGCUCGCUUUGUUCCGCAGAGUGCAUGAAGCCCAGCAGGAAGCGCUGCAGGAGGCUCAGUACAGACAGCAGGUGGACCCCCCUCUUUAUGGUCGGGCUCUUGCCUACUCCACCCCCAUGGAGCACUCUGCUCUUACCAACAUGGCCGACAGCCAGAGCCAGAUGCUGCACAACAAGAGAAACGGUCGCUACGAUGACGACUAUCCCACCUACCAGGAGCAGAAGAAGCCUCUGAUUGGUUAUCCAACCAAGAGCCUGACUCAGCGCCGUCCCCUGUCUGCCAGGAGCUACAGCACCGAGACCUACGGAGCAUCUCAGGCCCGUCCUGUGUCAGCUCGGCCCACCAUGGCCGCCCUACUGGAGAAGAUGCCCCCUGACUACACCCUGGCAACUUGCCCAGAGAAACCACCUGAUGACACCAUCAAAGUAAGACCUGUCGUACCACAGAAACCUGAAGACAUCACCUCCAAGAUGCCUGCCGACUGGAGGCAACAGCUACUCAGGCACAUAGAGGCCAAGCGGUUGGACAGGAGUGGUGUCCUAAAGCACAACACGCUCACGCUGGGCAUGCUCUGUCAGGGCGGGGGUCACGGCCAGGGGCGCAGCAGCACUUUGAACUUUAACCUUUACAAUAACACUAAGCAUGAGCCCCCUGCUGGCCGCUGGCUGCCACUACCUCCUCCUCCGUCUGCUAAUGCUACCCCCUCCCAGCAGGCUGCCAUGCUGGAUAAUGACCAGGAGGGGAUGUCAGGGAGCAACCAGUGGGCUCCUUACUCACUUGGCAGAAGGGACGUCCCACCUGACAACCUCAUGAAAAAGAGCGCCCACUCCCACAACCCCUCCCACCAAUCCCACAACACCAUGAUCGUCACUUCCUCUUCCUCCUCCUCGGCCACUACGCCUCAUCGUGUGGUCGGGCAGCAGGGCUACGACGGGAUGAUGAACAAGGGGGGCCAGUACCAACCGGGGAUGCCCCUGUCAGUGGUUCCCUCUGGGGGGCCUGGGCAGUACCAAGGCAACAUGUCUCAAGCCCAUCCUUCCUCUGGUCAGGCUUACCCCAGCAGCGGACUGCCCAUGGCCAUAUCCCCAUCCGGAAACCAGCCCCAGUACAACCCCCAUAGCUCCCACUCCUCCCAUCAGCCUUCCCUCCCUGCCACCAACCCCCAGUACCACAGCAACCAGGGCAUGGUCCAUAGCAACCAGGUUGUCAUGACCACCCACACCAACCCACGGCCUCAGAGCGCUCGCUGCCUGUUGCAGACUAAAGGCCAGAAGAGCACGGACGGUUUCCAGGAACAGUUGUGUGUGAGAAUAGAGAAGAACCCUGGUCUUGGUUUCAGUAUCUCUGGUGGCAUCAGUGGCCAGGGGAACCCCUUCAAACCUUCCGACAUGGGUAUCUUUGUUACUAGGGUACAGCAUGACGGGCCCGCCGCCUCCGCCCUGCAGCCCGGAGACAAGAUACUGCAGGCUAACGGACAUAGUUUUUUACACAUGGAGCAUGAGACAGCCGUCUCUCUGCUGAAGAGUUUCCAGCGGACGGUGGACUUGGUGGUUCUGAGAGACAGCAGCAUGCGCUAAAAAAUAGUUUUAUAACAAACAAACAAACAAACACAACAACAACGCUUCUUUUCUCUGCUCAUCGCCAUCCCACGCCACCCCACCUGUCCUCCGCAUGGGAGGCUUGUGGAACUGAAAAAUGAGCCGCCUUUUUUACCUUUUUAGGGGAACACACUGACAUUUAUUUGCCUAUUGCUGGACCAAAGGCAAAUACUAGUGCCAAAUGUACCAUAGGAAACAUAUCGGCUCUUCUGUCUACCAACGGUCAGGGACCUGAUCGACGGCUGGAUGGACCACAAAAGGACUCUAAACUUUGAGUCCCUACAGGGCUGCUGCAGUUUGGAUUUUGUGGUUGGUUUGUUAAUUAGGCAGUCAUCUGAUUGGUCAGUCUGAGUAGUCUGUUUUUGUUGGUUAGUUAGGGUUCUGGGGUAUUUUUGCUUUUUCUCCACUGCUUUUUAUUUUGCUGUUCAUGGUGGAUUUUUAAUGAUCUGUUUCAUGUCACACAUGGUUCACCUUCCAUGGUCUCUCCCUUCAUUGUCCUUCUGUUUUUUCUUUCUCUUUUCUCUGCUGUCAUCUAUGUUUUUCUUCUUUUGUCUAAUGUUUUCUGUUCUGUUCUUCUCUUUCCUUUGGUGUGUUGUGUUUUAUUCCUUUAUUCUUGUGUUUAUGUCUUCUGUUCUGUUCUGCAGGUAUUAUUGCCUCCAGUGUACAGAAACUGAAAACUUAAGACUUUCUGCCUUGUGUACAUAUAUGGAGCUGCAGCUUUCUAGACCUGCACUCUCUCUGGGGCCUGGACAGACAAGUUUAUGAUAAUUAUUGUUGAUAAACCACAUUCUGAAUUCUCUCUUAUGAACAUACAGGGAUAAUUUCUCCAAAUGGACGAUUUUCUAAAGUACACCACUGGUUUAUUUCUGUAUAGAAAACACUUUUCAUAAUCCACCUCUGCUACUUUUUUUUUUUUUGUUUGUUUUAUACUGUUGCUUGCACAGCUGUGCUGAAAAGAGCUAAAGCAAUAUUUCUGAGGCUCGGCCCAUUGAGCUUUUCAGCAGAGCCUAACUUGUCCUGCAGUGCCAUCUAUCGAGCAAGUCAUGCUAAUGUUUACACACACUGCCAUGCACAUGAACUAAAAGGCAAACACACACAUGUGCCCCCCAAACACAACACAUAUUCAGUGCUGUGAUCUGUGCUCUAGCCCGAUUUUAGAGUUCAGACAGUCUUAAAAAACUACUGUCACACACACAUACACUGUAACAUUAUUCAUAAUAUCUGUGCCAUAUUUUGAGGUCCUGUUUUCUAGUAUUGUUACAGCUAUGUCACAUCUCUUUCUAGCUGUUUAUUUGUAUGAUAAAGUCACAGCAUGCUUUCAUAUCACUGGUCACUGUCAGCCAGCCAUUUUCUGUUGGCUUCCAGAGUUUAAAACUCUCCAUGUAUUAUACCACUGAUUUUCAGUGAGACUGAUGUUCUAAAGUUGGUGCCACAUGGAUCCUCUGCCCUCUGACCCCGGUUGUAUUUACACAGGCCCCAAAACAUCUGAGCUUUACCUCUAUGUGGCCCAGAUCUGAUCUGCACACCAUGAGAGGAGCAGCGUGACUUUAGAGAGUAGGGAAACUGGUUUGUAACUGUCGGCCUGGCUUCAAAUCCAAGUGUCCUGACCUCUGGCCUCCCUGUGGAAAGCAACAAGAGAAAAGAGAGGGUCCCUACAAGAAUCAGUAAGGUAUAACACACAAGUGUUAGUGUCUUAAUGGGUCGAUCUGCAUUUAAUCAGAUUUUCCCUUUGUAGACAAUCAGGGAAAGAUCUGAUCUGUGUCACAAAGGCUUUUGGCUUCACUUGAAAUUUCUGUGUAACUUUUUGUAACCUAAGAAGAGGCUAACUGACUAGGUUUACUGGGGAAUUUAGAUUCACCAACUUUGGGUCAAGUUGUGUUUGAAAUAAGACAGUAAAUAGAGCAGGGAAAAAGUAAUCCAGACUCCAGACUCCAAUCCAGAUGUAGGAACUUUGAAGGAAGUUUCUGGCCAAAAGUUGGAGCCAUGGCAGUGUGAUAAAAUCCAGCUUUCGUUGUCACGCUUCAGAAAUUGUAUUGACAUGACAGAAGCAACCACAGAAGACAAGAGUGAAGAGCUACAUUUUCUGUCUUUGUGUAAAUGCAACACGUCCUGAAGAUGUUUCAUGACAGUGAGUUUUGUUCUGUUCUGUGCAACAUGUGAUGUUUGAUUCAGAGCAGAACAACAUCCUUCACUGUCCUUUGCUUUUACUUGACAUGACAGUGUCAUCCUGCGCCCAUUUUGUGUCAACUCUCCUAAUAAGCAUUAGAAUUUAGUUAAUUCAACAUAAGGGACACAAAAUGGCACAGAUAAGUCAUGUGGUUGAGAUCUUAACCACAGGUAUCCACCCAACCCUAUUUAGAGUUUGAAAUAUCAAAGAUAUUGUGAUGAGAACAGAGAAAAAGGUUUGAUAAUAUAAUUAUUUUUUACUACAUGUUUCAGGUAAUUCUUUCUAAAUAUAUUGAUAUACCUUAGCUUUGCUCAAAAAUUGUGAUAUUUUAUAAUGACACUUAUAACAAAGUUAUGGAUGGAAGUACGCACAGUAUGACUUGGAGACCUACACAUGUACUAUCCAAAACUGUAUAAAAUGUAUUUCUACUGUAAUUGUGAAUUUGUGUUAUACAAAUAUAUAUUAUAUAUAUAUGUAUAUGACUAUAAAAACAGUCAUUUUCUAUGUGUUUAAACUACAUAAGAGCUGAACAAAUGCUGAGGACGGUGUCACUGUACAUAGCUGUGAAUGAAAUCCAAUUUAAAAUGACUCAUAUUGAUUGUGAAUGUACUCAUGCUUUCUGCAGUACCUACACCUACCCAACUUGAAUGCUGCUUCUUCUGUUGUGUGACAAAAAGUACUUUGACCUCCGAGGAGAGAACCGCUGUCGAGUUAUAAGUUGGACAAAUUUAGUGACGAUUUAACAGAACUAUUUAUUUCUUUAUUUAUUUGCACAUGCAAGUUGAAAUCCUUCCAGUUUUAAGUUUGAGUAUUAAUGCGGAGAAAUGUAAUUGCCGAAGUAUAUAUAAUAUAUAUCAUGUGUUUAGAAUGCAUUUUGCAGACGCUAUCUGUACAUACUAUUUAAGAUACAGUUUUUACAAAAAAUAAUAUAUGUAUAAAAUUGAAAAAAUGCUGUGCAGCGAUUAUACUGGAGCCAUUUUGGGCUUUGGGACGUACCAUUUUUUCAGUAUAUAAGAAGUGUUUUGAAUAAUGUACUAAAGUCUCUAUUGUACAAAUAAUAAAAAUGUCACUAUUGGUAA